GGGGAGUUUUUAUUACCCCAGUAAUAAAGGAGUUUUCCAGGAAUCCAGACGAGCACUUGCAGCAUCAGCUGGCGAUGCUUCCCUCAUUCUGUCCUUUCUCCUGCUUUCUUCUAUCCUCCGUAGUCAUUUGCCUCAAGUGGCCCGUGCGGGCCGCAGGGGGAGUGCAGACUUGAACGGAUGCUUCACUUCGCAUCUUUUGGAGCCUUCUGUGCAGUGUUCAGGGGGGCAAAGACCCCAAUGCAGAGUCCAGGGGGCUUGAUGUGGAAUGGUAAAGAUAAGCCGUAUCAUCAUUAUCCUUGCCGUCAAACAGUGCCUCGAAAGAGCGUUUGGUGGCAAACUACUGGGUAUCAGCCGAAACAGCUCUAUGAAUAUUCUGAGUUAAGGGACUUCGCUGCAGUGGCUACACCGGCUACGACACAUGGGCGACGAGUGCACCAUAGACGGUCACCGACAGCCAUGCAGCGACGUUUGGAGAACAAGCAGGAACGCUUCUCAGCUCGUCAGGUCGUGCACGAAGAGCCCCAUUCGCAAGACAAAGCGGAGGAGCUCAUGAAAGCCAUCCUGAAUCUCAAGAACGAGGUCAACGGUGUGCUUGAUCUCGCAAACAAGAACUUGAAGGCGUCGCAGGAGAGCUUGUGCACGAUGCAGAACUCGCUCGACGAUUGCUUCAAGAUGCCCGGCGCUACCGAGGCGCCGAGCGCCGCCGAUGCUGCCCCCGGCCGAGCCGUGGUGGCCAACGCACCUGGCCAAGCCGUGGUGGCGGGCGCAACCGCUCCUCCAGACGCUUUCGGCCAGCCCGAAGGCGUCGCCGCUGUUGCCAGCCAGACUGACGGCUGCGGGGAGAGAAGUGCAGAGGCCCGAGAAGACGCGCGCAAUCGGCGACAACUGACUGUGCGGCGUCCAGGGGGCGCCAUCUACUUCGAGAUCGGUUCGGGCGCCGAGAACGAGGAGCAGCGCGAGGUUGCCCUCGAUGCCGGGUGCGCUGCAGUGGCUGCGCCUGCCCUGGAUCCAAACCACAAGCCCCUCUUCGAGAACCGCCCGCUCCCUGGGCCGGGAUGGGUCCGCGUUCGAGAUGCAUUUCAUUUUCGAGAGCCUAUUGCUGGUGAUAGUGUUGUAAUUUUCUCUCCAGAUCCGUGCGCUGACGAACGAACUGGAACGUUGGUUCAGAGAAAUACCUCGUCCUGGAUGAAAGACUGUGAUGACGGUUGCAUGGGGGACGUACUUGUUGCCGACGGCGCUCAGGACUGGUGGGGGAAAGAGACUGGCUGGCACGAGAAAGAGUUCGUGAUCCUCUUUCAUCCUGAGAGCGCGCCGAGAUACGCGAGUGAGUGCGCAGCACUCGUCGAAUCCGCUGGACAGGGGCAGUUUUUAUUACCCCAGGAAUAAAUGAGUUUCCCAGGAAUCCUGACGAGCACUUGCAGCAUCGGCUGGCGAUGCUUCCCUCAUUCUGUCCUUUCUCCUGCUUUCUCCUAUCCUCCGUAGUCGUUUGCUUCAAGUGGCCCGUGCGGGCCGCAGGGGGGGGGGGUGUGCAGACUUGAACGGAUACUUCACUCCACAUCUUCUGGAGCCUUCUGUGCAGUGUUCAGGGAGGCAAAGACCCCAAUGCAGAGUCCAGGGGGCUUGAUGUGGAAUGGUACAGAUAAGCCGUAUCAUCAUUAUCCUUGCCGUCAAACAGUGCCUCGA
Messenger RNA from Prorocentrum cordatum, 1683 nucleotides. NCBI's taxonomy places the organism in Eukaryota, Dinophyceae, Prorocentrales, Prorocentraceae. The record is from the annotation of a GenBank genome assembly.